Messenger RNA from Phytophthora nicotianae INRA-310, 1903 nucleotides. RefSeq lists its product as hypothetical. The record is from RefSeq and is a predicted model, not a curated record. The coding region runs from base 76 to 1461 and encodes 461 amino acids. The transcript has a single exon. NCBI's taxonomy places the organism in Eukaryota, Oomycota, Peronosporomycetes, Peronosporales, Peronosporaceae.
CGGCGGCAAAACAUACUAGUAACUUUCAAUUUUAUAUUUCGCCAAUCACAACCCCCCAUUCCGUCAGUGGUCCUAAUGCUGCGGCUGCCAGUGCGUCACGCGCGGCGCCUCGCGGGGCCGCUCCAGGUAUACGGAGAAGGAAACUCAUACGCUCCAUUGAUCUCACGCUGCUACACCUCAUUAGUAUCGAGAGGAUGUGGCGAUUCGAGCGAUUGUAGCUCCUCUGUGGCACAUCUGAACGACCUCAAGAAUAGGGAGCAAACGGCUGGAAGGCGCCAGAAGACGAGUGCAUCGGAGGAGAAGAUGCUGACAGCGCUGGCGAUAUACAGGGAGAAGAAUGGAAACCUGGUGGUGCCACGUCCGUUCACUGUACCGUCGGGUGAUUUGAGCUGGCCCCAAUCUUUUUGGGGUUUGAGACUUGGGCAGGCAGUAAAUCGCAUUCGGACACGAAGUAAAUUCCAAACAGGCGGGAAGGCUUUGUCGGUGCAGAUGAUCGAGGAACUGGAGAGGAUAGGCUUUGUACAAGAUGUGGCGCAGUACAAAUGGGACCACAUUUACAUGCCGAGUCUCCGUCAAUUCCAGAAGUUGCACGGUACCACAGAUGUGCCUCACAAUUUUGUGGUGCCGGAGGGAAACGAUGCAUGGCCGAAGGCUACGUGGGGUGUAUUACUUGGAUCUAUAGUUCGGGCAAUGCGACAUGGGACAAAUUAUGCUACUCAAAUGGCGGCAUCCAAAGAUGAGCUCGAGAAGAUGGGGUUCUGCUUCACGACCCUAGCAGAACGCGACUGGACGGAGAAAAUCCUUCCUUCACUCAAAACGUAUGAACAAGAAUUCGGGCACUGUUUGAUUCGACAGGACUUUAAAGUACCGUGUUGUCAGCCGUGGCCGAAGAUGGCGUGGGGAAUGACUCUUGGUGAGGUGGUGAAUAGAAUGCGCGUGGAUGCAGCAUACGUGGAGCAAGCCACUCGCGAUAAAGAGAUACUAGACACGAUCGGUUUUGCUUGGAAUCGCGACGAGGCCGUCUGGAACCAACAUAUUCUUCCAGGUAUUCGAGGAUACGCUGAGGUGUUCAAGAAUGGCAAAAUCCCGCAGAAGUUCGUUGUUCCAUAUGAAGAUCCUUGGCCGAGGAGUGCGUGGGGGACGAAAUUAGGAUCGAUCCUCCGUGAUAUGCGGAGCAAAGGAACCUAUUUGGGACACUUUGGUCGUAAUGCAGAUUUGCUGGAUUCGUUAGGGAUCAAUCUGAAACUGUCCGCUCGAGCAUGGCAGAAGCGUAUUGUUCCGUUGCUCGACAUUUACGCAACGCAGUUCGGUGGCGAUGAAGGCAUUCCUGAUGAUUUUAUCAUCCCGUCGGAAGCUCCUUGGCCCGAGGAAGUGUGGGGGGUUCAUCUUGGGCUCAUCGUCGCUCGCAACGUGGCUAGAGUCGUCGGACCAACACAGAGGACGAUAACAAACUAUUUCUAGUUUGUUUACAGUACUUACAAGUACUGAAUAGAAGUAAUAAGCUGUCAAAGAACUGACGGGGUCAAUGUGGCCACUACAUGCAUUGUAAAGUGUGGCUAACUGGGAUCUGCUGUCUUGCGCUGCUUUCGUUCUCCUGUGGUCAUCACUUUCAUCGUUCCUUGCGUAACGGGUCGCCUGUCAGUGGAGAAUACAAUGGGGGGUUGGAACACGGUGAUGCUAGACUCAGUAGGUGGGGCCUUGCAUUCUCCGCAGAACGCGUAGUUAAAUGUCACCCAUUUCGAACUAAUCAGUAUCUCCGUGCCGUUCUUCAGUACCAUGUAUUGAUGAAGAGCAAAAUUACAGCUUUUACCUUUGGGAAUGCUCAAAUACUUUUCAUCUAGAAAAUAAAGGCAAUCCAUACCUGGCAUUCUAGAACACAUAGUAGUCGUCAAGUUUGACUUGU